UGGACGGACGACGACGACGACCGUCUUAAUGACCCGGUCGUCUCCCGCUAUCCUUUUUCUUCCCUUUCCGCCAACUUUUGCCCUUUCCCCUAGCUAAUCGUCGCAUUUUGGGGGGAGGAACUGUUUCCUCUCCUAGCCACUCCUUCAAUAUGCUGUUCUUCUGGGUUCUGUUGUUUCUUUCGUUCCGCACCAUUGUUGCAGAGGCGGAACCGGACAAUGAUUUGAUGUCCUUUGUCACGCUUCCGGAAGUGAGAGCGUUGAAGUUUAAUAUCGCCUACUACGAUCGCGCCGCCGUUAGCCCAGGCUACUGGUUCGUUGCGCCAUAUGGCGUGAUUGACCCAGAAGCACCGACGAAGCAAUGGAAGCCCUGCCAAGUUGGACCCUACAUCUAUGAUGCAGAUGGCGUGCUCAUCUGGGCCGGAUCGUGCAUGUUCGACAACCGCAAUAUCUUCGAUUUCAAAGUCGUCAAUGAUAUCGAUGAUCAGGAUCAUCUCUCAUUCAUCCUGCAACAUGGAUAUCAGGAUAAUGGCCGGGACAAAGGAUACGGCUACAUUUUGGACCAGCAUUACAACGUCGAGAACGCUGUGCCGGUAACCAAUGACCUUGGGGCAUUCAACAUGCACGAAUUCAACGUCCUCCCUGGCGGAAAGACGGCUUUGGCUUGCGCAUAUCGAAGCGAAUACGUCAACUUAGGAGACCUCGGUCGCCCGGAUGAGUACGGCUGGAUUACCGCCGGUGGCUUCGUCGAGAUGGACACCGCUACCGGAGAGGUCCUCUUCGAGUGGAGUUCUACCGGAUACAUCCCUAUCCACGAGUCCGUGAAAGUCGAUCCUCGAUGGGCCGCUUCUCCGCAACCCGGCUGGGAUUAUGUUCACGUCAACUCCAUCGAUAAGAGCUCGACCGGAGACUACCUCUUAUCGGCGCGAUUUACGAGCACGCUCUACCUAAUCUCCGGGGAGGAUGGACACAUCAUCUGGCGUCUUGGUGGCAAGUUCUCGGACUUCGUUCAGGACUUCACCUUUUCCAAGCAGCACCACGCACGUUUCGUGGAGUCCAAUGCCACCCACGCGAUCAUUUCCUUCCUGAACAACGCCUCCGAUGAGGCCGAAAACGAGGAGAGCGUCUCAGCCGCGAUGUUCGUGCAGGUCGACACGACGACCACCCCCAUGACGGCGCGCCUGCUCAGGCACUACAACCGCCCGGACGGCGGCCUUACCCGGCUGCGCGGUAGCGUCCAGACCCUGCCUAACGGAAACACCUUCGUCGGGUGGAGCGAACAGGGCAUGCAGAGCGAGCAUUCGCCCGAUGGCAAGGUCCUGAUGCAGGCCCGAUUUGCAUCCACUCGCUUCUCGACCUACCGCUCGUAUAAAUUCCCCUUCAUCGGCCGCCCCAGCGCGCCCCCAGACGUGGUGGCCUCGGUAUACGGCACCGACGAGACCGACCUCGCCACGAUCUUCCACGUCAGCUGGAACGGCGCCACCGACGUCGCCUCCUGGAACUUCUACGCGCGGGCCGACCGCAAAGGCCUACCGAUCCUGAUUGGCAACACCACCAAGUUCGACUUCGAGACCAUGUACAUCGCCGACGGUUACCUCGACUGGGUCUCCGUCGAGGCCGUCGACAAGGACGGCAACGUCCUCGGCACCUCCAAUCUCCACCGCACGGAGACUCCGCAGAACUGGCGCCUGGCCGGCUUCCAGGGCGACACCAAGCCGACGGCCGAUGACCCGUCGAUCCUGUACGGGCAGAAGCAGACCGAGGAGGAAGACGUGGUGGAUCCUGAGGCCGCGGCCAAAGAAGCGGCCCUCCAAGCCGCCAAGGAGGCGGCCAGAGUUGCGGCCAAGGCGAACGAGGUCAUUCACGGCAUCGGCGGUCUCUUGAUCUUUAUCCUGGUCACUUGCUCGGUGGGUGGGCUCCUGGCGGGCAUCUACUGGUUUCUCCGGCGGCGUCGUAUGCAGGCAUACCAUGAGGUUCCAUCCGAGGAGCACCAGUCCUUGACACGCGAAUAAGAGGUGUGCGGAGGUGAGGGUGCUCGCGGGCUGGCUGGGGGAGAGAACG
Aspergillus ibericus CBS 121593 is the source of this 2058-nucleotide messenger RNA. RefSeq lists its product as uncharacterized. The coding region runs from base 150 to 2009 and encodes 619 amino acids. The transcript has 3 exons. The record is from RefSeq and is a predicted model, not a curated record. Lineage: Eukaryota; Fungi; Ascomycota; Eurotiomycetes; Eurotiales; Aspergillaceae.